UACUUUCUCCGUACCAAACCCUAGCAGACGUCACCCAAAUGUUUAUAGACGCCGUCAAAACGACCGUUAUCUACGCCACUAUAUAAGACCUCUACAUCCACGCCAUUCUUUUCGUCCCCAUUUCUCAGAUCUGCCCAAGACGUCCGGUCUUUGCUGUCUGAGAUAAAAAGAUGGGGCUGUCUUUCACCAAGCUAUUCAGCCGGCUUUUUGCCAAGAAGGAGAUGCGGAUUCUUAUGGUGGGUCUUGAUGCUGCUGGUAAGACCACCAUCUUGUACAAGCUCAAGCUGGGAGAGAUCGUAACCACCAUUCCAACCAUUGGUUUCAAUGUGGAGACCGUGGAAUAUAAGAACAUUAGCUUCACCGUUUGGGAUGUUGGUGGCCAGGACAAGAUUCGACCUUUGUGGAGACAUUACUUCCAAAACACUCAGGGUCUUAUUUUUGUGGUUGAUAGCAAUGAUCGUGACCGUGUGGUUGAGGCUAGGGAUGAGCUGCACCGGAUGUUGAAUGAGGAUGAAUUGAGGGAUGCUGUGCUGCUUGUAUUUGCAAACAAGCAAGAUCUUCCAAAUGCUAUGAAUGCUGCUGAGAUUACCGAUAAGCUUGGUCUUCACUCCCUCCGCCAACGCCACUGGUAUAUCCAGAGCACAUGUGCGACUUCUGGGGAAGGUCUCUAUGAGGGACUAGACUGGCUUUCCAACAAUAUUGCCAACAAGGCUUAAGAGAUCCUUAAAUAUUCAGCAACUUUUUGGGCUGCAAUCUCUGUCAAAGGGGAUGUUACCCGUGUUGUUUGGCGUUCAUGCGUUUUGACUUGUUCCUUUCCUGAAAAUGUAUCCGUUUGUUUAGGUCUUUCUUACUACAAUAUGAUAGGCAUCGGUAUUUGGCAUUGUAGAUUCUAAAUAAUUCUUGACUCACAAUUUAUACAUGAUCUUUUUGCAAUUGGUUCCCUUCA
Molecule: messenger RNA, 946 nt
Organism: Juglans microcarpa x Juglans regia
Lineage: Eukaryota; Viridiplantae; Streptophyta; Magnoliopsida; Fagales; Juglandaceae
Product: ADP-ribosylation factor
Exons: 7
Coding region: 171-716 (181 amino acids)
Biological process (GO): vesicle-mediated transport; intracellular protein transport
Cellular component (GO): cytoplasm
Molecular function (GO): GTP binding; GTPase activity
Source: RefSeq, a predicted model, not a curated record